Molecule: messenger RNA, 1163 nt
Organism: Myotis myotis
Lineage: Eukaryota; Metazoa; Chordata; Mammalia; Chiroptera; Vespertilionidae
Gene: ZDHHC12
Product: zinc finger DHHC-type palmitoyltransferase 12
Exons: 5
Coding region: 74-877 (267 amino acids)
Biological process (GO): peptidyl-L-cysteine S-palmitoylation; protein targeting to membrane
Cellular component (GO): endoplasmic reticulum; Golgi apparatus
Molecular function (GO): protein-cysteine S-palmitoyltransferase activity
Source: RefSeq, a predicted model, not a curated record
GCAUCUGGGACCCUCUCCCUCGGAGGGCCCGCCCCUCUGGGCGCUUCUUCCGGGUGGGCCGGGGGCCGAGGUUAUGGCGCCCUGGGCGCUCCUCAGCCCGGGCGUCCUGGUGCGGACCGGGCACACGGUGCUGACCUGGGGAAUCACGCUGGUGCUCUUCCUGCACGACACCGCAGCGCUGCGACAAUGGGAAGAACAGGGGGAGCUUCUCCUGCCCCUCACCUUCCUGCUCCUUGUCCUGGGCUCCCUGCUGCUCUAUCUGGCCGUGUCACUCAUGGACCCAGGCUACGUGAACAUCCAGCCCCAGGAGGAGGCCAAGGAGGAGCAGACAGCCAUGGUUCCUCCGGCCAUCGCCCUUCGGCGCUGCAGACAUUGCAUGGUGCUGCAACCCCUGCGGGCCCGGCACUGCAGCGAGUGCCGCCGCUGCGUCCGCCGCUACGACCACCACUGCCCCUGGAUGGAGAACUGUGUGGGGGAACGGAACCACCCGCUCUUCGUGGCCUACCUGGCGCUGCAGCUUGUGGUGCUUCUGUGGGGCCUGUACCUGGCAUGGUCUGGCCUCCGCUUCUUCCAGCCCUGGGGGCUGUGGCUGCGGUCCAGCGGGCUCCUGUUCGCCACCUUCCUGCUGCUCUCCCUCUUCUCCAUGGUGGCCGGCCUGCUCCUGGCCUCGCACAUCUACCUGGUGGCCAGCAACACCACCACCUGGGAGUUCCUCUCCUCGCACCGCAUUGCCUACCUCCGCCAGCGCCCCGGCAACCCCUUUGACCGGGGCCUGAUCCGAAACCUGGCCCACUUCUUCUGCGGAUGGCCCUCGGGGCCCUGGGAGACCCUCUGGGCCGAGGAGGAGGAGGGUGAGGGCAGCAGCCAGGCUGUUUAGGGCCGCAGGAGGCAGAGCCACCAUCUUGUGCCUGAAAACGAAGGGCGGACCCCGAGGGCCUGAGCCUGCUCACGUCUGCUCACACCUCCCAGCCUCAGAGCAGACUGACCUCCAAAGGAAGGAGGGGAGGAAGAGGACCUGUGCGGGGCUAGGGCACCAGUGCCUAGGGCAUCCGGAACCUUCCACCCUCCGAGCCAGAAUCCCUCCAGUGCAGUUUUGCAUAUUUAAUAAUCCAUAAAGCAAGUCAAGUAUUAAAAACCAAACCAAAUUGCUCCUCACCAUGCCA